Episyrphus balteatus (marmalade hoverfly) is the source of this 985-nucleotide messenger RNA. RefSeq names its product thiamin pyrophosphokinase 1. The record is from RefSeq and is a predicted model, not a curated record. Gene Ontology annotation, biological process: thiamine diphosphate biosynthetic process; thiamine metabolic process. The transcript has a single exon. Gene Ontology annotation, molecular function: thiamine diphosphokinase activity; thiamine binding; ATP binding. NCBI's taxonomy places the organism in Eukaryota, Metazoa, Arthropoda, Insecta, Diptera, Syrphidae. The coding region runs from base 148 to 924 and encodes 258 amino acids.
ACAUAUUGUACAGAAACGGUAAACGGAGCCGGUGUCAACUAACCAAUACACAACUUGUGAAAUCCAAAAUCAUCGUCAUACCAUUCCUCAACUAAAAUAUUGUCCUUUUUUUUUAAAAAAAUAAAAUAUCAAACCAAACCUACACUAAUGGGAAGUGAGAAUUCAACAAAUCAUCGCAAAUGGUAUCCACAAAAUAUCAUAAAUGCCUCACAAUUAACUAAAGGUUAUGUUUGUCUUGUGAUCAACCGCAAGGUCACGAUACCCAAUCAAAUUGUAGAAAAACUAUGGCAAAAUGCUGAAUACCGUUGCACCGUUGACGGAGGAACAAAUCGGUGGAGGGAUUUCCUAUUGACGCACGACAAAGGCAAUCAAUUAAAAUUGCCAGACUUUAUAACUGGCGAUUUUGAUUCAAUCACCGAAGAAACAUCAAACUAUUUCAACAAUUCAUCGAUACAACGAAUUCACACACCCGAUCAGAACUAUACAGAUUUCACUAAAGCAAUACAUGUAUUGGAACCUAUAAUGCAGAAUAAGGGUUUAAAUGACAUCAUUGUAUUUCAUGAUACAUCGGGUCGUUUAGAUCACAUCAUGGCAAAUAUACAAACGUUAUUUAAAGCGAAACCCGCUUUAAAUGUGUACUUACUAGGAGGCAGCUCCAUGACAUGGUUGCUAAGGUCUGGAGUGCAUACUAUACAUAUACCAAAAGACCUAGUCGAUAACCAUCGAUGGUGUGCAUUGCUGCCAGUUGGUGGUAGGGCAAUAGUUACUUCAAGCGGCCUUAAAUGGAACUUAAAUCAAUCGGUGUUAGAAUUUGGCGAUGGAAUUGUCAGCUCAUCGAAUACGUAUUCAUGUGAAACAGUGCAGAUAGAAAAUACAAACAGCAUUCUCUGGUCAAUGGGUGUGUUUAAUUUUCAUGACGAUUAGUUUUUAGAAUAGAAAAAAAAUAGAAAAAAAGGAUAAAUAAUAUUUUUAUUUUUCAAAUUUA